This is a messenger RNA of Podarcis muralis (Common wall lizard), 4695 nucleotides long. It is a transcript of the gene CNKSR3, whose product is annotated as CNKSR family member 3. Gene Ontology annotation, molecular function: protein binding. NCBI's taxonomy places the organism in Eukaryota, Metazoa, Chordata, Lepidosauria, Squamata, Lacertidae. Gene Ontology annotation, biological process: regulation of signal transduction. The record is from RefSeq and is a predicted model, not a curated record. Gene Ontology annotation, cellular component: membrane; cytoplasm.
GCUGGCCCGGGCCAAAGGGGGCGGAGCCGGGGCUGCCAGCUCCCGAUGGGAGCCUGGAAAGGGGGAAGCCCGCGCGCUCAGGGGCAGCAGCGAGAGCGGAGCAGGCGGAGCGGCGCUCGCUUUGCCUUGCUGGAUUUGGGGAUCUCCGGCUGGGCAGGGGGGGAGGGGGCGGAGAGAGAGAGAGAGAGAAGCCUGGAUUCUCCUCGCCAAGGGGGGGUUCAGAGCGCUGCAUCGAGGAGGAGGAUGGAGCCUGUGACCAAGUGGAGCCCUAAGCAAGUAGUGGAGUGGACGAAGGGGUUGGAUGAUUGCCUGCAGCAGUAUGUCCAAAAAUUUGAACGCGAGAAGAUAAAUGGUGCUCAGCUAUUACAGAUUUCUCACCAGGAUCUUGAAGAGUUGGGUAUCACCCGGAUUGGACACCAGGAGCUCGUUUUAGAGGCCGUGGAUCUCCUCUGCGCACUGAAUUAUGGUCUCGAAACGGACAACAUGAAGAACUUGCUUCUUAAGCUACGAGCUUCUUCCAACAAUCUGCAAAACUACAUUGGCAGCCGGAGGAAAAGUUCAAAUUAUGAUGGAAAUACCUCACGCAAGCCUCCUAAUGAAUUCCUUACCUCAGUGGUGGAGCUUAUUGGUGCUGCUAAGGCUUUGCUGACGUGGCUGGACAGGACACCGUUUACAGGGAUAGCUGACUUUUCUGUGACUAAGAACAAAAUCAUUCAGCUCUGCUUGGAUCUUACUACCACUGUUCAGAAGGACUGCCCUGUGUCUGAAAUGGAAGAUAAAGUUCUCAGUGUAGCCAAGGUUCUAAAUGGAAUUUGCGAUAAGACAAUCCGAUCUACAACUGAUCCGUUGAUGAGCCAGGGUGCGUGUCUCGAGGAGGUUCAUUUAACUAACAUCAAACCUGGGGAAGGCCUGGGAAUGUAUAUAAAAUCUACUUACGAUGGAUUGCAUGUUGUUACUGGAACAACAGAAAACUCUCCUGCUGAUAGGUCUCAGAAAAUUCAUGCAGGCGAUGAAGUGAUCCAGGUGAAUCGCCAGACUGUGGUGGGAUGGCAGCUGAAGAACCUAGUGAGGAAGCUCCGUGAGAAUCCUUCUGGCGUUACUCUAUUAGUGAAGAAACGCCAUACAGGCUCUUUUAAUUUUACUCCUGCACCACUCAAAAACCUAAGGUGGAAGCCACCACUUGUUCAGACCAGCCCACCUGCAACUACUACCCAGUCACCUGAAAGCAGCAUGGAUGCUUCCCUGAAGAAAGAGAAACCAGCCAUUCUGGACCUUUACAUACCUCCACCGCCGUCUAUCCCAUAUGCUCCUCGGGAUGAGAAGGGGAGUUUUGUUUAUGCAGGAGGCAGCAAACCUAAACAACCCCUACCUGGUUCCAAAGGUGCAGAAUCUCCCAAUUCCUUCCUGGAUCAGGAAUGCAGGAGGAGAAGGUUUACACUUACUGAUUCUGAUCCAUUGCCUGGCUAUUCCAUGGAAGCAAAUAUUUUUCCUGCAAAGAUGAGGGAAAAAACGCAAUCCUAUGGAAAGCCUCGCCCAUUGUCUAUGCCUGCAGAUGGAAACUGGCUGGGAGGUGUAGAACCUUUCUCUAGGCCCCGAGCAAUGGGGAGAAAAGGUGAAAAUGCCCUCUGCCGGUACUUCAGCAAUGAGAGAAUCCCGCCCAUCAUUGAAGAAAGUUCCCCACUUCAGCAUCCGUUUUCCAGGCCUGUGGCGGAAAGGCAGUUAGUGAGGGGUGCAGACUACAUCAGGGGGAGCAGGUGUUUUGUUAAUGUGGAUCUUCACAACAGUGCGACGAUCCCUUUCCAGGAGGAUGGAGCCAAGAAGCUCCCGGUGACCUCCUCCACGAAAUCCUCCUCCACAGAGCGCUCCCUGCUGGUCAGCUGGAUCACGAGACUCAAGUUAUUGACUCACUGAGCUAACUGGCUGCGUUAUGACUUUCUAGGGUAUUUGAUAUUAAGUGCCUUUUCUUCCCCUCCACCUUCACAUGGUUUUGCAGUACCCACAGAGUUACUGAGCAGUUUUGCAUUGUCUUUUAUUUUCUCCCCCUGGAGAAGCUUGCCCUUUCCCCAAUGUUUCUGCCUCGAGAUUCACUGGAGUUGGAGAGAGGGGGUCUGUUUAAGGAGGAGCAGGAGGAGAGACGAGGAGAGAGAUCGCAAGACAUAGCAUUUUUCUACCUGCCCAAGGGUGGAGGGGGAAUUCAGUCCUCUGGAGAAAAACCGAUCAGGCUCGAGUGAUUCAGAGGUCACUGCUGACCUGAAAUCCGCAUGACCCACGCAGAAGCAAUCUCUGCAUCGUAAUGAGGCCUGGUGGCACUUCAUUUGCUACAAGACUCUGAUGCUGUGCAACCUACUGGAUCUGCAGACUAUGUAGCACUCAGCAAAAAAUGGAUUCCUGCGCUGCAAUCCUGACCAAGAAGGAAGAAAAGGGGAGGUUUUCCUCUCCCCCCCCAUCCCUUUUAAGCAACGUGGUUGCACUGCAAGUGACUGGAGACGACUCAACUGUUGUCAGGAAUAAAAUGCAGUUUCUUCCUUUGUUCUGAUUAGUUAUAAACGUGAGGCUAUUUUGGUUGAAGUUAUUAAAAUCUUAGUACAGUUAAACUGUUCUUCCCUGAAUUGCUGCAAUACUCAUCCAAUUAGGACAUGGAUUGCUACAACAUGCCAAGGAAAUGCAUCUCAAGUGACAAUGGUAAAAAUGAAUAUAUCUUAUUGCUUUUUUAUGAUUAAGACUGAAUAGCUGUUAACCAAAGUAUUCUUCUGAAAGCAAUCCCUGCAAGCUUCUGGAGCAUCAACUGUGGUUCAAGGUUGAAUUGGUUUUUAUAGUAUUUGGGCUUUAAAGGCUGACUUGUGAUGAGUUACAUUUUUGUAAGGCAGUUUGCUGUUUCAGAGUGUUGGGGAAGAAACUGUUUGCCAUCAUUAAAUUAGUAGCAUUGGGUGAGAGUUGGGGUGGUCUGUGGAAGGGAGAACUUGCCAGAAGUGUUUGGAUGCAAAUAAUUUGUUGUUUUCAAAGCAAGUGUAGGAAAGAGGGGUUUUUUGUUAGAGAUCCACAAAGAACAUCUUGUUUAAAAUAAUUUAAAAGUAUUUAAAUUACGCUUUCUUUCUUUUCUUUUUCUUAAAAAAAAACACUUAACCUUUUAUGCAGCUUUUACAUUUGUCUCUGACAUCACUGGGUACUAAUUAGCCAAGGCAAAAAAAGGUCACACCCCAUUAAAUUAGUUAUUUGAAUGGUCUGAAAACAGCACCAUCUACACUGAUGAAAGGAAUUCAUCACAUUUUACACUGCUGUCUAACAUGAUAAAUGUGAUCUUGGCAAGCUUUUUUGAGCAGUUUAUAACAAGCAUGGGGAGACAGAUGUUAAAUUAACUGUCUAGGAAACUGUCAACUAUACUAGGUUGAAUGGAUUUGCACAAAUUUUUACCAUUAAAAGAAUGCAUAUGGUUAUAACUAAAUUCGAUCCUGUUUUUCACAAACAAGCUAAAACAAUGACAUAACUUGAUUUACCUUUCAAGCUGAACUGGCUAUUGGUACCAGCCUAGCAAACUUCACCAAAGCUAGUGCAGCUGUUCUGCAUCUUGAUGAUGUUUUCUCAUAGUAUUCAAAACUUUGUGGCUUCAAUUAAAAAGAAGCAGUAAAACAAACAAACAAACCCAAAUGUAAUUGAAAUUGCAGUUCACUUUUUCUUUGAAGAUCCAGGCAAGUAUGAUGUAGAAAGUGAGGUGUAUUGUAUGAAGUUCAAAUAUAAGCUAAAUAUCUCCCUCAGAUAAUGAUAAAGGAAGAUGUAACUAAGAAGAUGGUCUCUCUCUUGAGCCUGAAAUUUUUCGUCCAGUUCAGGAAGUAACCUCUGUUCUCAGGAAAGAAUGAAUAUGUUCAUGUCUGUCUUUAAUUCUUUUGUUAACCAAGAUGGAAGCAUCACAUGAAUUGUUUUGAAACUGUUUCACAUGAGAGAAGGUGGCUAUGACACUGAGUUGUGAACCAAGAAGUCCCAGGUUCAAAGCUUACCAGCAGUACAUUAGGUAAACUCGUAUUUUUCAGGCUCAGUCUCCCUUAGAUUGCAAGGUUAGAAUAAUACGUGAUAUAUUUUCACUGCAGAUAUGUGUAGUAUUUGCCACUCCUAGUAUGCAAUCCAUCUAAAGUACCAUGACAGGCUCUGAUCCUGGUUUUGCAUUGUUUUUAGAAGAAGAGCUCUCAAAAGCAUUAGGCAGGACUAGUUGACACUGCCCUUGACAACUUCUUUCCCUUGAUUGGGCAAUAGAUGCUCAAAACAGAAGCCACUCCUUUGGGGUCAUUGAUGAGCCAAACUUCUAAUUGGUUUAUUUUGAUUUCUGGUAUACUUUUGCUUCUCUGUGAUCUGUUUCCAAGGGCCUUUAACAAGACCUUGAAAAACAGCUAAGGAAGGCAGGAAAAGUGCAGAUAACCCCCCUGGCACCAUAGCCCUGACCAAAAACACUAAUGCAGGACGCUUUGAUAUCUGUAAUUGGAAAGAAUACACCUUAGUAUCUCCUCUUGACAAAUUUCACUGUUGCUUCGUCUACUUAGGAAAACACAGAAUAAAAGAAAAAUUUGCCUCAUUCCACAGAGGCAAAUCCCACAGUUGAAUAAUUUCUCCUAACCAGCAAAGGGCAGAAGUUGUAUGGUACCAAGUUAACGUUUGAGGGAAUGUAUUUACCUGAAAAGUGACCAGAUAAAGAAGUUUAAUACAGCA